Hypomesus transpacificus is the source of this 1710-nucleotide messenger RNA. RefSeq names its product histone H1-like. Gene Ontology annotation, biological process: nucleosome assembly. Lineage: Eukaryota; Metazoa; Chordata; Actinopteri; Osmeriformes; Osmeridae. Bases 935 to 1546 code for a protein of 203 amino acids. Gene Ontology annotation, cellular component: nucleosome. Gene Ontology annotation, molecular function: DNA binding; structural constituent of chromatin. The record is from RefSeq and is a predicted model, not a curated record. The transcript has a single exon.
UUGGCAAUAUUAGGCAUGGUCUUUUAACACUGUGUCGCGCUAUGUCCGUGACAGAUGACCAUAGACUUAACUUGACAGUAUUUGAUGUAUUCACAUUUCUACACACUCUAUACCCUUUGUCAUUUCAUGAGGUGAAAACGCUAAGGCCACAAGGCAAUGUUUGGGUCCCAGGUCCAAGUCGCUGCAGUUGGCGCCCUGAGAAUGACACCACAACUGAUAAUGGCUGUAUUAUAUCCUGCGUAACAAUGCGUCGGUAUCGUUGGUUGUGAGUGCACACCAUGAGCUAUGUUUUCAUAGAAAUGUAUUGGGUGAAAGUACUGUAUUUGAUGACUUGACUGUCUCUGUGAAAAUAUAGGGCUAAUAAUUUGGGGAAGGGAGACGGACCCACCGAUGGUUCUGAACUUGAGACCUGUGUUUUACGCGACUCAGAAGACGCACAUUAAAAACCUUUGGCUCCCUAACUGGCUACCCCGAAGCUGCACAUUCUAUUACCUGACAUCUUGGCCCACUGUGCAACGUUUCUGGUCUGAAGAAAAUGCACUUUUAAACACUUUAGAGGAAAAAUGCCAUCGGUAAACCCGUGCGCAACGCUCAGUCUUGGAGUUAAACGCUGGCGUGUUGGGAGAGUUGCAACAAAAAACACGAUGCUUCCGCUACUACAACAACUUUACGAUGAGCAAUAAGAAGUUUACUUUCUAGCCACAGCUGGUUUUGGACAGUUUGUCUAUUUCAGCUGCGAUUUUUACACCGUUAUACACGAGGAGAAAACACAAGUGGCACCGCUUGUCGAUUGCAUACAGCGGUCGAGCUGACUAAUUGAGUCUACACAGUUCUCAUGCCGCCUUUAAGGCCAGCCCCCAGCCCGGAGCCGAACACUACUCCCGAGCAUUGAAAUCAGUUGAAUUUACUCGAGCGAUCGGUUCAAACGACAGACAUGGCAGAAGUCGCCCCAGCAGCACCCGCUCCGGCCAAAUCACCCAAGAAGAAGGCAGCAGCCAAGCCCAAGAAAGCGGGACCCAGCGUCAGUGAGCUGAUAGUUAAGGCUGUGUCCGCCUCCAAGGAACGCAGCGGCGUGUCCCUGGCAGCGCUCAAGAAGGCUCUUUCAGCCGGUGGCUACGAUGUAGAGAAGAACAACUCCCGCGUCAAGGUCGCCGUCAAGGGACUGGUUACGAAGGGGACCUUGGUCCAGACCAAGGGAACCGGCGCCUCCGGGUCUUUUAAAAUCAACAAGGCCGCUGAGACCAAGGCUAAAAAGCCUGUCAAGAAAGCCGUCACCCCGAAGCCUAAAAAGGUUGUCGCCAAGAAGCCCGCUGCGGCCAAGAAGCCCAAGAAGGCUGUGGCGAAGAAGCCAGCAGCUGCCAAGAAGUCUCCUAAGAAGGCAAAGAAGCCCGUGGCAGCCAAGAAGGCUACGAAGAGCCCCAAAAAGGCCAAGAAGCCUGUGACGCCCAAGAAGGUAGCGGCCAAGAGCCCCAAGAAGGCAGUCAAGGCAGUCAAACCCAAAGCGGCCAAGCCCAAGGCAAAGAAGGCUACACCCAAGAAGAAGUAAUUUCUUUAAUACAUUUUCUACGUGGCAGUUGCUUUGCUCACUGUCACACACGCACAAACAAAAGGCUCUUUCAAGAGCCACCAACUCUUUCCGUAAAAGCGCAUCCAUUUGUUUCCCUCCACAAAUACUACGUGUAGGCUACAGUAAAACUUGCUUUGAGUAAA